Messenger RNA from Periophthalmus magnuspinnatus, 833 nucleotides. Its product is annotated as small ubiquitin-related modifier 2-like. Bases 123 to 410 code for a protein of 95 amino acids. NCBI's taxonomy places the organism in Eukaryota, Metazoa, Chordata, Actinopteri, Gobiiformes, Gobiidae. Gene Ontology annotation, molecular function: ubiquitin-like protein ligase binding; protein tag activity. The transcript is spliced from 4 exons. Gene Ontology annotation, cellular component: nucleus. The record is from RefSeq and is a predicted model, not a curated record. Gene Ontology annotation, biological process: protein sumoylation.
UUGUGGACGCGCACUGACACAUGCCCGCGCACGCCCUGCUCAUGUAAUUAAAACGUGAACGAGCACGUGCGCGUACUCGUAUUCUUUGUGUGGCAGCAAAGAGAAGCGCCAAAAGAGUAACCAUGGCAGAUGAAAAACCAAAGGAAGGGGUGAAGACAGAAUGCAAUGAGCACAUAAACCUGAAGGUGGCAGGUCAGGAUGGCUCUGUGGUGCAGUUCAAGAUCAAAAGACACACUCCUCUCAUCAAACUCAUGAAGGCCUACUGCGAGAGGCAGGGUUUGUCUAUGAGGCAAAUCAGGUUCCGGUUUGAUGGGCAACCAAUAAAUGAGACAGACACGCCAUCACAGUUGGAAAUGGAAGAUGAAGAUACAAUUGAUGUGUUUCAACAACAGACGGGAGGCUACUUUUAAAGUCGUGUGCAUCACAGGUUUCCUCAAUAGCCACUUCCUUGUUCACGAUCAUUUUUGCAGGAAAAAAUAACUAUUUUCUCUGCAAGGCAAACCUGCUGUAUAGUAUUAUUUCCUUUUGUUGCCAUGUACAUAAACUAUCUUCUCUAUGGUCUUUGUUUGUUGCUGUAUUGGAGUUCCUUCUAAUGUGGAGGACAAAUACCCACAAAAUGGUGGUGACUGUAGAAAUAUAUAUAAUGAUAUUUGCAAAGGUUUGUUGGAUUCAUGUUUCUGUCUGAAAUCCGUUCCAUACGUUUGAGACCACUUUCUUUACACACAGUUUGAGAAUGUGGAUUGUCCCUUGGUUUCUUUUGACAGCACACAUGCUUUUGAUUUUAUUAAUUUUAUAUGGUAGUGGUUGAUUUGACUGUUCUCAUUAUUAUAAUA